CAAGUUAUCCGAGUCCUGCACGAAGACCAACAAAGGACUACUUAGCUCCUCACCAACAUACAAACCCAAGAUGCUACGCAGGAUCCAGCACAACCCAUCAAUAUGGCUGGAACUUUCCAACCACAAGAAGUCCAUACUGGGGCUACCAAUAGUAACAGAGAUUCUGCUGUGCAGCCGAACAACUCGACACCACCAGUAGUUGUAGCUACCAAUACCGAUGGAGCUCUACCCAAUGCAGCCGAUUCUACCCAAGGUUAUGUCACCAUGGCAAACCUUACUGCUUUCUCGGAUAGGAAGCGUUCCAAACAUGGAACAAUCCCUUUUCAAUUCAUUUGUGACCCACCCUGUCCAAAGGAGAUUCUGUCCAGGCCAUCUCCAAAGAAAUAUGAAAGUCUUGCAUUCUUGCAGUACAAUGGAAGGAAAGGCAGUGCUGUGGAGCACGUCAACAAGUUCAUUGAUGACAUGGGGGCUCACACCGAUGACAGAGAUUUGUGUUUACAUGAGUUCUCAAAGUCUUUCUCCAAUAAAGCUUAUACAUGGUACACCACUUUGCCUCUCGCCUCUGCACAUCGUGAGCCCAACGAUGAUGACAAGUGCAACUCCAAGUAUUGUCGCUACCAUCGCUUUGUCCACCAUGUGACCAUGGACUAUUUUUCCUUAAGAAGGAUGUAUCAUCGACGGGUUUUAGAAAGACUGUUAGAAGCGCCAAACAGGAGACAGAGGGUGGACAAAGAUAUUCUCCCACACCACAAUCAAGGUGCUAUUAAUGUUCCCACUCAUGUGGAAAGCAUUAGACUUGGUUUCAUUAUUGACGCACGACGAAGAGCCAUAGAGGCCAUACUCUCCAUCGCCAAUAAGGCUGGAGGAGAAUGUCUCAAUGCUGAAGCACAUGCCAGCCAUGCUUGUCAUGAAUCUUCCAAUGCCGUCACGUUCAUUAAUGAAGAUAUGGAGGCACCAUAUCCUGAUCAUAGAAAGCCUCUUUACUUAUCUGCUCAAAUCAACUCUGUCAAUGUUAAGCGUGCACUUAUUAAUAUAGAAUCCUUUCUCAACCUGAUACCGCUGAGCACCAUCAUUGCUGGCCAUUUUGAUGUGUUGAGGAAAGUCUUGGAUAGAUGUCGUCUAUACAAGCUGAAAAUGAAUCUAGUGAAAUGUGCAUUUAGUAUUUCUGCUGGGAAAUUCUUGGGCUUCCUUGUGAGUAAACACGGUAUCAGUAUGGAUUUGGCCAAGUCUGAAGUUAUCUAUGCCAUGCAGCCACCAAAGAAUCUCAAACAGCUACAUAGCUUCAUUAGCAAGGAUCUCAUGCUUAGAUUGUUGACCAUAUCUGUCCCCAUCCAAGGCAGACCACUUAAAGUCGAUUUGUUUACUUCUGACAAAACUGUGAGUGCACUGGUUGCCCAAGAUAACCACGAAGGCAAGGAACAGCUGGUUUAUUAUGUUAGUAAAAACCUCAAGGGCGUCGAAUCAAGGGCUAAGGCUGGCGUUGUUCUCAAAGAUGACAAUGGCCAUGAUAUAGUGCUUUCAUUCAAGCUUGAUUUUCAAUGCACGAACAACACUGUAGAGUACAAGGCUUAUCUUAUUAGCCUCAUUAUGGUUAAAAAGGCUGGUGUGCAGCGCUUCAAAAUCAUUGGCGAUUCAGGUUUGAUCCUUGGCCAAGUUCAAGGUACCUUCGCUGUUCGAGAAGAACAACUCACGCCAUAUUGUUCUUUUAGCCAACACUUGGAGCAGUCCUUCGCCAGCAUAAGAUACGAGCAGAUUAUUCGCAAAGAGCAACCUAUCUACCCAGGUUACGAAUCUGUUUUGCUUGAGCUACCUGACCAUCUUGACUGGCACUAUACUAUCACCUCCCUAGCGGAAUCUUGGCCAUCAUCAGCGAUAAGGAGGCUUAUCACAAACUUAGGGAAAUUCAUGAUCGCACUUGUGGUCACAAUAGCCGUGGUAGCCAUCCCAUCCGAUCACAGGGUUGUAACUGUUACUGGCUUCACACUAAUCAUACCGAUUUGCGCUAACUCUUUGUCCAUCUUUGGGAGUCAGUGAGAUAGAAUAUGCAGAAAUCCGACCCUUUGUCUGUUGCUGGGAGCUGAUGUAAUAAGAUAUAUGGAAAUGCGUAGCCUGUUGCCCAUUGUUGAAGGCUAGAUGAGAUAGUAAAUUUGGCCAAUUGUC
Molecule: messenger RNA, 2160 nt
Organism: Rubroshorea leprosula
Lineage: Eukaryota; Viridiplantae; Streptophyta; Magnoliopsida; Malvales; Dipterocarpaceae
Source: the annotation of a GenBank genome assembly